Messenger RNA from Priapulus caudatus, 980 nucleotides. Its product is annotated as ATP synthase lipid-binding protein, mitochondrial-like. The transcript has 6 exons. Lineage: Eukaryota; Metazoa; Priapulida; Priapulimorpha; Priapulimorphida; Priapulidae. Gene Ontology annotation, biological process: proton motive force-driven ATP synthesis; proton transmembrane transport. The record is from RefSeq and is a predicted model, not a curated record. Gene Ontology annotation, molecular function: proton transmembrane transporter activity. The coding region runs from base 127 to 585 and encodes 152 amino acids.
GAUAUUAUUAAAAUAGCACCCGCUAGAUGGCACUCGUGGUUGUAAUUUCUGACGCCUGCGCACUGUGAGCCUCCUUGAAAACCAGAAACCUUGCGUGAGUUGGUAGCUUUGAUUGCAACAGACAACAUGUAUUGCGCACGAUUGAUGACACCUGCUUCUAGGACUCUGGGAUCCAUCUCCCGGUUAUCAGCAACACGUCCCCUGAGUCAAGCACUUGCGUCGAGCAACACUGAAAAUGGACAAAGUCUAACCACUUACAAUGGGCUAUCGGGUUUCAAUAUUCCACUUAGCAACUCAAUGGCCUUGUCGCCUCUUCUGAGCCAGGCACGCGGAUUCCAGACCAGCGCUGUGCAGCGCGACAUUGACUCUGCAGCCAAGUUCAUCGGUGCAGGAGCAGCCACAGUCGGAGUCGCUGGGUCAGGAGCCGGUAUCGGUACGGUGUUUGGAAGCCUCAUCAUCGGCUAUGCGAGAAAUCCGAGUCUGAAGCAGCAGCUGUUCAGCUACGCCAUCCUCGGCUUUGCGCUCUCUGAAGCCAUGGGGCUCUUCUGUCUCAUGAUGGCCUUCCUACUGCUCUUCGCUUUCUAAGCGAGUGAGCGUCCGUCGUUAAUGAAUUGUUUGGAUAGAUCGGCCGGUGGUCCUGUAGGGGGCGUGGGGGGUUGCGGCGCGCCACUGCCUAAACUCGGUGUAAUGUUGAGCCAACGUUUUUUUUUGGUUAAUCUUGUUACCUGUAAUGAAUUUGUCGGUGGACAGUGAAUGUGGGGGAGGCUACCGACUCGGGGAGAAAAAGUAACCGGAAUAUUAGAACAAUGGCUGCCAUUUUUUGUAAUGUAAAAUUAAUAGACCAUUGGUGCACCAACUCUGUAUUGCAAAUUUUGCGAGCGUACGUACAAGGAAACAGACCAACGGUCGGGUUAGUGACUACCGUAACGUUUUUCUGUAGAAAGAAAAAUGCUUAAUAAUACAACGUGUUACGUUACGAA